Molecule: messenger RNA, 2497 nt
Organism: Magnolia sinica
Lineage: Eukaryota; Viridiplantae; Streptophyta; Magnoliopsida; Magnoliales; Magnoliaceae
Product: chloride channel protein CLC-a
Biological process (GO): chloride transport; transmembrane transport
Cellular component (GO): plant-type vacuole membrane; intracellular membrane-bounded organelle
Molecular function (GO): voltage-gated chloride channel activity; nitrate:proton symporter activity
Source: RefSeq, a predicted model, not a curated record
CAUCUCUCUCUCUCUCUCUCUCUCUCUCUCUCUCUCUCUCCAUGGAUCCAAAUCCAAUAGCAGAACCAACAACAGCAACCCAAAUGGAAGGAGGAGAAGAACAUGAUCCUGAAAACAAUUCCCUACACCAGCCAUUGCUCAAGAGAAGCCCCACCCUCUCUUCCAAUCCAUUAGCUAUUGUUGGAGCCAAGGUCUCUCACAUUGAGAGCUUGGACUAUGAGAUCAAUGAAAAUGAUCUGUUCAAGCAUGAUUGGAGGAGUAGAUCAAAAGUCCAAGUCCUGCAGUACAUUUUCUUCAAAUGGACUCUGGCUUUCCUUGUUGGGCUCCUCACCGGGGUCGUCGCGUCCCUCAUCAACCUCGCGAUCGAGAACAUCACCGGCUUCAAGCUGCUCGCUGUGGCCCGCUUGGGAGAAAGAAAGUAUAUAUCAGGGCUCCUUUAUUUCACGGGUGUGAAUCUAGCACUGACAUUGGUUGCUUCGGUUCUCUGCGUAGUAUUCGCACCAACUGCAGCCGGGCCAGGCAUACCAGAAAUCAAAGCUUAUCUCAAUGGUGUCAAUACACCCAACAUGUUUGGAGCUUCUACGCUCAUCGUCAAGAUCAUAGGUAGCAUUGCAGCUGUGUCAGCAGGCCUUGAUCUAGGAAAAGAAGGCCCACUGGUGCACAUUGGUUCAUGCAUUGCCUCUUUACUAGGCCAAGGUGGGCCCGACAACUACCGCCUGAAAUGGCGAUGGCUGCGGUACUUCAACAAUGAUAGGGACCGAAGGGACCUCAUCACCUGUGGGGCUGCCUCCGGCGUCUGCGCGGCCUUCAGGGCCCCAGUUGGUGGAGUCUUGUUUGCCCUCGAAGAAGUCGCUACAUGGUGGCGGAGCGCUCUUCUUUGGAGGACUUUCUUCAGCACUGCCGUCGUCGUCGUGGUGCUCCGCGGGUUCAUGGAGUAUUGCAAGUCGGGGAAUUGUGGGCUGUUUGGGAAAGGUGGGCUUAUCAUGUUCGACGUGAGCGGCGUGACUGUUAGUUACCAUGCAAUGGAUCUUCUUCCUGUUGUUGUGAUUGGAAUCAUAGGUGGAGUUUUGGGAAGUCUAUACAACUAUCUUCUGCAUAAGGUUCUCAGGCUCUACAGUCUCAUCAAUGAAAAGGGGAAAAUGCACAAAGUUCUACUCAGUCUCGGCGUCUCGCUCUUCACAUCCGCCUGUCUCUACUCCCUCCCAUUCCUGGCCCGCUGCUCGCCAUGUGAUCCCUCCCUCCCCGACUUAGCCUGCCCGACCACAGGCCGCACUGGCAACUUCAAACAAUUCAAUUGCCCCGCUGGAUACUACAACGACCUUGCGAGCCUCCUCCAUUCCACAAACGAUGAUGCGGUCCGCAACAUCUUCUCCACCUCCACCCCAACCGAAUUCCAUCUAGUGUCCCUCCUCAUCUUCUUCUUCCUCUACUGCAUCUUGGGCCUCUUCACCUUUGGCAUUGCCACUCCCUCUGGCCUCUUCCUCCCAAUCAUCCUCAUGGGCUCUGCCUACGGCCGCCUCCUCGGCCUCCUAAUGAGCCCAUACACGAAAAUUGAUCAAGGCCUAUACGCCGUCCUAGGGGCAGCGUCUCUCAUGGCGGGGUCAAUGCGGAUGACAGUCUCACUCUGCGUGAUCUUCCUUGAGCUCACCAACAACCUCCUCCUCCUCCCAAUCACGAUGCUUGUUCUGCUGAUAUCGAAGACAGUCGGGGACACAUUCAAUCCAAGCAUCUAUGAGAUCAUCCUGCAUCUCAAGGGCCUACCUUUCUUGGAUGCCCAUGCCGAGCUGUGGAUGAGGAACCUCAGUGUCGGAGAACUUGCAGCCGCCAAGCCGCCAGUCGUGACUCUCUGUGGUGUUGAGAAGGUGGCUCGGGUCAUCCAUGUCCUCCGCAACACCACCCACAAUGGAUUCCCUGUCGUCGAUCAUGAGGUAGUCCCGCCGGCGGGGUCGCGCAUUGGCAGAGUGACUGAGUUGCAUGGACUAGUCCUGCGAGCUCACCUUGUCGCGGUGCUGAGGAAGAAGUGGUUCUUGAUGGAGAGGAGGAGGACGGAGGAGUGGGAGGUGAGGGAGAGAUUUACGUCUGUCGAUCUGGCGGAGCGGGGACGGACAAUCGAGGAGGUGGAAGUGACAGAGGAUGAGAUGGAGAUGUAUAUUGAUUUGCAUCCUUUCACGAACACGACCCCGUACACGGUGGUGGAAAGCAUGUCGGUGGCAAAGGCGGUCGUGCUUUUCCGGCAAGUGGGCCUCCGCCAUUUGCUGAUCGUCCCCAAAUAUCAAGCGGCUGGGGCAUCACCUGUGGUGGGGAUCUUGACCAGACAAGAUCUAAGGGCCCAAAAUAUCUUGGGUGCCUUCCCUCAUCUAGCUAACAGCAAGAGAAGAGAAAAUGUGAAGGUGGGCCACACCUAGCCACUAAGAUGGCAACAUCAUAUCCUUUUGAUUCUAUCAGCUUUCCAUUCUUUCAUCUCCUUUCAAAGUAAAUAAAAGAGAAAAAAAAAACA